Molecule: messenger RNA, 969 nt
Organism: Moneuplotes crassus
Lineage: Eukaryota; Ciliophora; Spirotrichea; Euplotida; Euplotidae
Source: the annotation of a GenBank genome assembly
ACAAGAUGGAUGAAAAAGAGCCUAAGAAAAAAAUCUCUGAUAUAAACAAGUCAUAUCCAGAUUAUUUGAGUAUGACAAGCAAGCAUGGAAUUAGCAUCAAAGAAAUAGAACAACUUGAUAUUUCUACCAACAAACUACUUGAAAGCUUUAAAACAAUAUGCUCAAACCCUCAGCUAAAAUAUCAGAAAAUCUUCUGAAUCCAAAGAAAAAGCAUCCAAAACUCUCAUAAGGAGGAGACUAAAACUCCACAAAAGAUUUUGGAAAAAGUAAAACAUAUUAAGCACGGGAAUGGUCUGCCUGGCACUAAGAAUACUCUAAAAAGAAUGUCUACAAGAAGUCUUAAUACUGUGACUAAGCCACAAGCGAUAGAGAUUGAAAGCAUUGGCAGAAGAGAUGUGGUCUACAAAUCAGCCCUCAGGAAGCUCAGAAGGUUCUUUAAGAACAUCUUCAAAACCCAAAACUUGGAUAUUGUCGGCAGAAGGUACAUUAACUGUAGAAUCGGAUAUUUGUAUCAAAAGAUGUACCAAACCUUGACUACUGUUAUCCCAGAGGGCUACAUUACAGAUGAAUUGGUAUACUUUACCAUGGGAAUAGCAGGAAUUAGAAAGCCAUCUGAGCUUCCUUGCAGUAAUCAGAUACGUCAAGAAAUCAAAGCAAUAAUGUCUUGUGCAAGUACUUUCUCACAGAAAAAGUAUCAGAGAUGACUUCGCUCAGAAAGCUUUCAAACAUUGAUCCAAAAUGCUUCAGAGACUCAAGGAGCUUCAUGGGCUAGAGAAGUUCUUGAUGGAAUGGGUUUAUAUUAAGUUAGCAUCUAUCUUGUAAAGAAUAACACCAUAAGAAAACGACCUGAAGCCUUAUUAAUAGAUCCUUGAUAAACUUUACCACCAAAUCCUGUCUAACUUGUCAACUUCUCAAUAUAGCAUGCUUAUAAUAACAAAGAAUUUAAAGCGGAAAAUAGGUUUAUGCAAU